CACCACAGACGAGGUUGGGGUCCUUUCAUAACAACAAUAUGGCUGCGCUCGUUAAAGGCAGACACCGUUGGAAACGAAUCAAUUGGUGUCAUAUUUUGACCAGAAAUCUGACAGGGAAGUAUGACUAUGAUGUGGUCGUUAUUGGGGGUGGUUCUGGAGGGCUUGCCUGUUCCAAGGAAGCUGCACAGCUUGGACAGAAAGUUGCUGUUCUGGAUUAUGUUGAGCCCUCUUUGAAAGGCACCAAGUGGGGCCUUGGUGGCACGUGUGUAAAUGUUGGCUGCAUCCCGAAGAAACUAAUGCACCAGGCAGCCCUCCUUGGAACUGCAGUCAGAGAUGCACAAAAGUAUGGUUGGCAGCUCUCAGGACCAAUUUCCCAUGAUUGGGCCACCAUGGCUGAGGCCGUUCAAAACCACGUCAGGUCUUUGAACUGGGGUCACCGGGUCCAGCUCCAGGACAAGAAGGUGAAAUAUCUGAACAUGAGAGGUAGCCUUGUGGAUGAACACACAGUCAAAGCAGUGACAAAAUCUGGGAAAGAGAUGACCCUGACUGCCAAGAACAUUGUUAUUGCUACAGGUGGCCGUCCCAAAAUCCCCACAAACAUUGCAGGAGCAAUGGAACAUGGUAUCACCAGUGAUGACGUAUUCUGGUUGAAAGAGUCGCCUGGAAAAACGCUUGUGGUUGGAGCAAGCUAUGUAGCUCUGGAGUGUGGCGGCUUCCUUACCGGCAUCGGCUUGGACACCACAGUGAUGGUUCGCAGCAUCGCCCUUCGGGGUUUUGAUCAGCAAAUGGCAGGAUUAGUGACAGACUACAUGGAGUCUUAUGGAACCAAUUUUGCAUUGAGGUGUAUCCCCAAGAGAGUGGACAAGCUUCCAUCAGGUGACCUGAAAGUGACCUGGAAUGAUGCCCUCACAGGCAACGAACACAAUGACACCUAUAACACCGUGUUAUGGGCAGUUGGUAGAGCUCCAGAAACGAAAGCACUGGGUCUCAACAAACUUGGUGUGCAGCUCAACGAGGAGACUGGUAAAAUAAUUGUCGGGGUGGAUGAAUCGACAUCUGUACCAAACAUCUAUGCUUUUGGGGACAUCGGCCAGGGGCGUCCUGAAUUGACACCUACGGCUAUUAAAGCAGGAAAACUCCUCGCCCGCAGACUUGCCGGCCACAGCACAGAGCUCAUGAACUAUGACAAUGUUCCAACUACCGUAUUUACUCCACUUGAAUAUGGCUGCGUGGGACUAUCUGAAGAGGAGGCCGAAAACAGGCAUGGCAAAGACAACAUAGAGGUAUACCAUGCCUUCUACAAGCCUCUGGAAUUCACUGUGGCAGAGCGUGAUGCUAGCCAGUGUUACUUAAAGGUGAUAUGCCAGCGGCAUGGAGACCAGAAGAUACUGGGUCUGCACUUCACUGGACCAAAUGCCGGAGAAGUUACACAGGGCUUUGCCAUGGGCCUCCGGUGUGGUGCCACAUAUUCACACCUAAUGGGUACGGUAGGAAUCCAUCCGACCUCCGCUGAGGAGCUAACCAAGGUCAACAUCACAAAACGUUCUGGAUUGGAUGCCACAGUCACUGGCUGCUGAGGUUAAAGCCAUGGUCUCUGAACACUUAAGCACACAGGGUAGAAAAAUAGGUUGGGUCCAAAUGCCAAUUCUGGUUUAGCCCGCAAGUUCUCGUCGCUCCAUUUCCUCCUCACGACCAUCUAAAUGUGUUUUUGGUAUGACACUCGCUCACUUUUGGUGGUCAACUGUUAUUGGAUUUGAUUUCUUUUUGUCACCAAUAGUUAGAAUUUUUGUGAGUUCAAUCAGUAAGUUGUCAUGAGCAAAGUCUCCCAAUCAGGUUUGUGAAAGCCUCUGCUGCAGAGAUCGUUUUGAAAGAAAGGCUCAUAAAUCAGGGUGAAACCCUGUUCUCAGAGUGUCAUUGAAAUUUCGCAAGAAACACAGAAUAGGUUGUAACAUUUUUCUGAAAAUAUAUUCGACAAAUAUUGUUGUUUCUGUGGCUAUACUUCCUGUCCAUUAGUCUUUAAGGUGACACAUACCAUAACCCCCCUACACUCCGCCCUCAAUGACACUGAUGGAUGGCCCCUGGGCCGUCGUCGCAGCGACACCGCCCCAUUUCCCAUGGACAGACACAAACAGUCAUUGGGCAUUUGGUCAGACAUUCUGGAAAGACUUGACCAGGGAGACGGACCUCUCCAAUGAUGUCGAAACCUCUCCUUGUCCUACCAAACUCUCAGACGCAACAUAAAACAAUACAGUAGAAUGAUCAACUUCUGUAGGCCGAGCAGGCAGCACUUGAUGGGGCGUCACUGCACAAGUAGCUCUGCAGGAGCCGCAGUACUCAGUGUUGCCCAACGGUGGCACUAUUGCCUGCUCAUUUUUCUCUUGAGUGGAAAAGAGAGGAUAAAGUUGUCACCAGACAAAACCUUAGCUCCGAUACAUUUGUCUCGUAGGUUUAAUUCCCUUAAUCCCCACAAGUGAUAUGCUUUUUGUUGAAGUUGGAGAGUAGAGUGGAUUGAUUGCUGCACCAAUUGCUCAGCCUUAUCUCGUGUAUUUACAUGGAUGGGAGGUUAACGCUCGGUAGUCAUCACCCUCUGAGAUAAGCUAAGUUGUUUAUAUCAAUAGCCGUAAUAGCAGAUAAAAGUGCCCAAAUGUUUAACCUGCUGCCUGACCUGGACAUCCUCAACACAGCUUAUUAGGCAGAAGGUGAGGAGGGCCAGAAAUGGGUCGCUACACAAAUUUGAGGACCGUAAUGGUGGGUGUCGUUUAUUUUUGAUCUGCCUGGUCUGAUUAAUGAUUCCGAUGAGGGGAGUGACAGCGUGCCUCGCGAUGGGGAAAAAAGAGAGAGCGGGCUACCAGGUUUAUUUGGACCUGGCCUGGGAGAGUACGGGCUGAUUUUCAGCUGGGUUGGGGAAGGAUCGGCUGGGUGGGGGCAGGAGGGUGGUGGGGGGAUUCCUGUGUGCUCUGUUCAUAGACCGAGUGCUGACUGAAGAACCCUGACCUCCGUUCAGCAGGAACAGCUUGACUCUAUCACUUUGAGGACAGAGGGCUCACAUGCUCUGCUGCUGCACGGCAGGGGCCAAGUGAGUUUCGGAUGAAGAGAGUAACGAUGGUCACUGGACCCAGGAAAGCAACAUGGCACUGAGUCGCUAAUUGAGUCUCUAUUCCAGUGCUUAACAAGGCACUUCACAGACUCCGGUUUAGAGCGAAGGGAAGUCAAGUCAGUGUGUCGGUGUAACCUUCAUGUCUGUUUGCUUUUAUCAUCCAUUUCCCCUCAGCUGUCCACGGUAUCCGCAUACAGUACCCCUGUGCUCACACGCACAAGAUGAAAAUGUGUUGUGUUCAAAGUAUUUUAAAUUGGAGGAGUACUGAACAUUGUUGAGCGGUCUCUGUCAUCCAACACAUGAGUAGUGAGCCCCCUCUGAGCAGCAUGGGGGAUCGGGGUUCAACUUUCAGGUAACCAGCUAAUGAUGACCUGCACUAAAACUCAAAACUGGGGAGUGCUGGCCUGAUGUCCUCUGGCUGCCCGCCUAAAGUUUAAAAAGAAAAUGUCAAAAGAGAAAUGUCAUUUUCCAUGAAAGCUUUGUUAUACAUAAUCUAUUUGUAAAGUACAGUAAUAACACUGGAUAUUAAAGUUGUGAUGUGUACUCA
Hippocampus zosterae (dwarf seahorse) is the source of this 3644-nucleotide messenger RNA. RefSeq names its product thioredoxin reductase 2, tandem duplicate 2 (gene txnrd2.2). The transcript has 17 exons. Gene Ontology annotation, biological process: glutathione metabolic process; cellular response to oxidative stress; cell redox homeostasis. Bases 39 to 1577 code for a protein of 512 amino acids. Gene Ontology annotation, cellular component: mitochondrion; cytosol. Gene Ontology annotation, molecular function: thioredoxin-disulfide reductase (NADPH) activity; glutathione-disulfide reductase (NADPH) activity; flavin adenine dinucleotide binding. Lineage: Eukaryota; Metazoa; Chordata; Actinopteri; Syngnathiformes; Syngnathidae. The record is from RefSeq and is a predicted model, not a curated record.